CUCCUCGCCGCGCCUGCGUCUUUGUCAACUUCGUAAUUAUACACUCGUUGGUUUGGACGACCAUUGUAGUCGUUCCUUCUAGGCCAGCUAUCAUUCAUUCCUUAUUACUUCAGCUUAUUCUUUGCUAUCCACUAUUACCACGGGAUUUAUAUCCCGUACAAAGACAAGCUCGCACCUACUAAAUUCAUGUAUCAAUGCAUACUUGAUCCCAAAGAACAGCCGGCUUCUGUUCUCUACUUCUCUCUCCUUUUGGUGGUCUCUUUUGGUUGAUUCCCACACCCAUUAUUAUAUUAAAAUUUAUCCCAGACCUACCACCCCCAAUGGCGAACAUAACUUGCCAAGGAAGCAUUAGUUUGGUUGACAACACUGCUUCCUCACAACCUCCGGAACGAGUCCUUACACAUACCACAUCUGCCCCAGGUCUACCGUCAAUAACCAGACUGUUCACCAAGAGCUCCGUCAAAAGUGAGCUGGCAAAGCGAAAAUACGCAAAAUGGCAACGAGAAAGACUCGACAUGCCGGACAGCGCCGGUCUGAAGCGAAACUCAACUCGGUACUCGUUAACAGACAAUCAAAGUGACAGCCGAAGCGCCGUGCAAGACACAGAAGACUCUCGCGAGAGACAAAAUCCCAACCUGGAGCUGUUGAAUGUUGUCCCAACGCAGACGCGUUCCGUGGAUUUGGACGCUAAGCCGGCUUCGGAGCUUGAUAUCUUGUAUGAGAAUCAGAGAGGGUGGUUUUUCUUCGGCAUCCCGUUUUAUUCGGACCGCUCACUACUUCAAUUCGACCCGUCAGCCUGGGUGACCAAGGACUACAAUGAUAGUCCGGUCGACAUAACGAAUGCACAAGUUCCCGAUCCUAGCUGGGAGUGGGCUUGGCAGACGUGGUUUGUGGAUAUGUCCGACGAUGUUGAUGAAGAAGGAUGGCAGUAUUCAAUCUCGUUCGGAAUGAAAUGGGGUUGGCACGGAACACACCCAUGGUUUCAUUCAUGGGUGCGGCGAAGACGCUGGGUGAGGCUACGAACUAAGAAGAAGCAUAUGCGUGGAAGAGCUAGAGCGGAUGAAACAGGCUGGGAAUUAGCCCAUCGAUUAAACGAGGACUAUUUCACGAUUCACUCGCAGAAUGUGAUGAGUAGAGAGCCGAGUCUUUUGGCAGAUCCAACUAUUUCUUCCCCUGCGAAUAAUAGACAGAGUGUUGGUACCUCGUUGGAUGGGCUGGUGAUUGAGGACAUUGAAGACAUACCGACGUUACUGCAAGCGCUCAAAGACGCGAUUAUAGACCGAGAAAGGGUGGAGAUUCUGAAGAAGUUUCUAGCUCAAGGUGGGGAAGAGCUCUUUUAUCUCGCAGAGCAGGUCCCCGAAAUCCUAUCAUUAUUUGUAUUCCAAACCUCGCGAUGGCAGUUCCUGAAUCUCAUACAAGAUUCCAUAGACCAGGAAUCUUCGGAAAACACCAGCCCGUCGAAAAGCGACGACAAGGAAAUUGAAGCAAGACGGCGACGGCGAAACAACCUAUCUAAAACUUUAGACGCUAUCAACAAGGAGAUCUCCGGCUACGAGGUGUUCGACAUCACAAAGGAAGCGCAGGUCGGAAGUGGUGGUUCUUUUAAGUCAUCGCCUGGAAAGGCCAGGGAAAGCUCAAUCAGCGAGAUCAGGGGGAUUCCCAAAGCAGCGAAUAUUGGAAAAGAAGGUCAUAUAUAUUAGCAUCCAGCAUUCACUUCUUUGGCUGAGCCUUGUUCUUUUAUGUAAAUAUCAUUUUCUUAAAUAAUAACCUGUCACUGGCAGUUACAGAGCACCUUUUAAUAUCUGCUACAUGUAUAUAUAGAUAAGAGAAUGUCCUGUC
Talaromyces proteolyticus is the source of this 1839-nucleotide messenger RNA. RefSeq lists its product as uncharacterized. The transcript is spliced from 2 exons. Bases 321 to 1700 code for a protein of 459 amino acids. Gene Ontology annotation, cellular component: membrane. Lineage: Eukaryota; Fungi; Ascomycota; Eurotiomycetes; Eurotiales; Trichocomaceae. The record is from RefSeq and is a predicted model, not a curated record.